CCAAAAAAAAACAAUCCAGACCUUCUCUUAUUAUUAUUCCUUCAUUCAUUCGUAUCUCUCUCUUUAUUUAUAUAUCUCGUCGAUUGAAUAUUAACAACAGUUAAUAACUACAAAAGAUCAAUCGAGAUGAGGCGAAACUGCAAUCUUGAACUCCGCCUUUUUCCCUUCUCCGAUCCCGAUGACCACCUCCAGCAUCCGUCAUCGAUGGAGGAUUUUUCAAACAAAAGCCCACGCCAAGAAGGCCAGCAGCAGCAGCAGCUAACUAUUUUCUACAAUGGCAACGUUUGCGUUUGUGAUGUUACAGAAUUUCAGGCUAGAGCAAUCCUGCUGUUAGCAAGUAAAGAAAUGGAGCAUAAACCAAGAAGAUCACCAUCAGGAUCGUCGUCAGAACCUGCAUCACCAACGUUGCCAUCUCCGAUUUACAGCCCGAAUAACGGUCUAUCAAUGAAGAGGUCAUUGCAGCGGUUUCUUCAGAAGCGAAACCAUCGGAUCCAAGCUACAUGCCCUUACAGCAUUAAUCGGCGAAUAACACCGUUGAUUAAUUAAUUGUAUGCGGUGGAGAUUGAUCCACCUGCAGAGAUAUGAGAUAUAAAAGUAAUGAUUCUUUAAAAUUAAUCA
Ricinus communis (castor bean) is the source of this 618-nucleotide messenger RNA. RefSeq names its product protein TIFY 5A. Gene Ontology annotation, cellular component: nucleus. Gene Ontology annotation, biological process: response to wounding; regulation of defense response; regulation of jasmonic acid mediated signaling pathway. The record is from RefSeq and is a predicted model, not a curated record. The transcript has 3 exons. The coding region runs from base 127 to 546 and encodes 139 amino acids. NCBI's taxonomy places the organism in Eukaryota, Viridiplantae, Streptophyta, Magnoliopsida, Malpighiales, Euphorbiaceae.